AUGGCAACGAAACAGCAGUCGACCGUGGCCAAGGCCGACGCGCCUCAUGAAAAAUACUUCCGCUACCACUCGGCCGUCAUUCCAGUUGGAUUGGGAACAGAUCGCCAGCAGGCCCUGCGAUGCUGGACCUCGAAAAGCCCUGCAGUGGCAGCUAAUCCUUCUCUUUUGUUUUCCUUGUGCGUGAUUCGCCCUGGUUCUACGAGCGAAAAAUAUGUGUUGGAACAGCUAGAUCCUCCGUCGAAAGAAAUGUUUGAGGUGGAUCCAGAUGCCGUUUUGAAUGCAAAUAGCGAAGAAGACGAGUUAGCUGCUUCUGACAUUGGCUUGUUAAGCCACAAGAACGUAGCCUGUGUGCUGUCUAUGCUGAAGACCCGAUACCUAGCAGCAAAAAUGUACACGAUGGCGGACCCCUUGUUGGUUGCAAUUAAUCCUUUUCAAGACCUCGGCAACGCUACAAAAGAAUGGAUUGACUACUACAGAAAUGCCCCUAGCACUGCUCAGACAGAACCGCAUGUGUUCAGAGUUGCCCGGCAAGCACUUGCAAACUUGGAGGACUAUAAUAAGAGCCAAACUAUCAUUGUUUCAGGAGAAUCGGGUGCUGGAAAGACAGAAGCUACCAAACAAGUCAUGAGAUACUUCGCUGCAGCGAGCAAAGGCAACAACAGAAUCCAAGAGGCAAUCAUGGCUGGCAAUCCCCUACUUGAGGCUUUUGGAAACGCAAAAACUAUUCGAAAUAACAACUCUAGUCGCUUUGGCAGGUUCAUGCAGCUUUCACUCUCUAGCGAAUCCGGUAUUCAAUACGGUGCCAUCACCAACUUUCUUCUUGAGAAAGUGCGGCUGGUGUCUCAAGAACCUGGCGAACGUUCCUUUCACGUGCUGUACCAACUCUUGAAAGGAGCAGAUGAUGAAAUGAGGCAAAGGUUACACCUCCGGCCCAUAGACCAAUACACCUUUUUGACAGCGCGGAGCGGCGGAUGCUUCGAUAUUGAAGGAGUAGAUGACAGAAGCGAUUUUCAAGAACUGCGGGAAUCGUUUGUAUCUAUGGGUCUUCCUUCAGAAGACGAGUCAACCGUUUUUUCAAUUUUGUCCGGUGUUCUGCUCAUUGGUAACACGAAAGUAGCUUCUCUUGAAAAACAAGGAAUGCCUGAUGCGGCGCAUGUGACGGGUGAGUCGUUGGCGGUUCUCAAGGAAUCAGCAAGUCUGCUGUUUGUCGAUCCUGACAAAUUGGCUCAGAACAUUCUUAGAAAACAAACAAAAGUGGGAAACCAGCUGCUGGAGGGACCGAGGACAUACAGAGAGGCAGAUAUGAUGAUAAAGUCCGUCGCUAAACACGUAUACGACCAGCUAUUUGCGUGGUUGGUUCGUUUUCUGAACAAGACCAUUGCGCCUCCCGGGGGGUUCGGAGUGUAUAUGGGCAUGCUAGAUAUCUUUGGUUUUGAAGUCUUUGAGCACAACUCCCUAGAACAGCUGUUAAUUAACAUCACCAACGAACACUUGCAGAAACAUUUUAUCGACGUCAUCUUCGAAACUGAAACCAAACUCUACAAAAGUGAAGGAAUUCCUACAGAAGCCCUAGUCUGGACGGAUAAUGCAGAAAUCAUGGACACCCUCUGCGGCCCUAGAGAUUCUGUUUUUGCAAUUAUUGAAGACAUCUGUCUCGGUCUCCGCGCCAGUGAUGAAGCUUUGUGCGGAAUGAUUGUACGCAAGUUGGGAGGCAAAGGUGUCGUACUCCCUUCGCGGCGCGACCAGCGGAUAAAGUUUGUGGUUCGUCACACGAUUGCAGAUAUUGAGUAUUCCUGUGAUGGCUUUCUUGAGAAAAACCAGGAUAUAUUAAAGAAGGAACUCGUGGACGUCCUCAAGGCCUCGUCGAAUCGCGUAAUGGCGGAAAUGUUCGAAGGUAUUGUCGUCGAAGCAGGAAAAAUCGGAAGAGGGUCCCUCAUUGCCUCGCAGUUUCUGCGAUCUUUAAAUUCAAUGAUUGGACUGAUAAGGCAAACAGAACCCCAUUUCAUUCGCUGUUUGAAGCCGAACGAGACAAAGAGGCCCCUCGAGUGGGAGGGUCCCAAGGUGCUGAAUCAGCUAUUCUCUUUGUCUAUUCUUGAGGCACUCCAGCUGCGGCAGAUUGGGUAUUCUUACAGGCGGCCUUUCGCAGAAUUCGUCAAGAGGUUUCGUUGGCUUGAACUAGGGGCAGCGAAUUCCAAUGCAGAUCGGAAAGAAGUGGCGCUGCAAAUGCUGCAGGCAUCCGGCCUCCCAGAAGACGAAUGGGCUCUUGGCAAGACGAUGGUGUUUCUGAAAGCUGAAGCGGCUCGUGCACUCGAACGCAUGCAAACAGAGAAGAUGAUGUCUUUGCGGCCAAUCGUCGAAUUCGUGGAAGCCGCAUACAGACGAAUCUCUCUCAAGAGAAAUCUGGAGGCCGUUCUUCCUGCUCUCAUAAGGGCAGAGGCCCAUUGUCGCCGGCAGGCGACUCUUGUAGAGUACGGAGCCCUGGACUUGCCUCCUGGCUUUACAGAGGCAUUGCUGCAGGGCAUUGACUACACUCAGCAGCAGAAGGAACAGAGGGAAAGGGAAAGACAGGAAAGGGAACAGAUGGCCAACGAACGCCUGGGACACAGGAAACUGACAAAAGAAAAAAAAUUUGCUAUGCAAGUCCUUCAGAUGUACAAGUCAUGGGACAGCAUGAGGGGCCUCGAAACCAAACACGAAGGUUUCUUUCCUUCAGAGCUUGAUUACCUGAAAGAAAAGCAAAAGCGACCAGCAAUCGAAAGCAGAAUCAAAGAAAAAUCGUUCUCGCACGUGACACGCCAACAGUCAUUUCAAGAUCCAGGGGUUUCAUACCACUUGUGGAGAAACGUAGCAGCACUUUAUCAGGCGCCUUUAAGUGACAAUCGUCUGCAGAACAUUUGCACCUGUUUGCGAGACGACAUGGAUCGGGUGUACGGCCACUUCUGGCAAGUGAUUGUCAACAGAACAGAAGCCUUCGGCCUCGCCACUGCGCAUGCAAAAACAAAACGGCAUCUCAUUGAUCAACACGGAGUGUAUAGGGAUGGAAGGAAAUUAGAGCUCAUGAAGAAGCAGCAGAGAAGUCUUAUAUCUACUGCAGGAGAAAGGACUUUUCUGCGGUACAAAGACAGUAGAGACUGGACAGGGUUUGCUGAGCGUCUCCAAUCAUACCUCUUUGGCCGUUAUGCCGAUUCACAUGGGGGCUCGUGGAACGUCUUAGUACAAGAAGGUUCUUUUGUUUCAACUCGCCUUUGGGUGAAACACAACCGUUUCUUUCGAGUGGAAAUAGACGAAAACGAAUUCAAUGGAAACACUGAACAAAACAAGUGCAUCACCAUCGUCUGUUUCGAGGCGUGCACUACUGCCUCAUGA
Molecule: messenger RNA, 3366 nt
Organism: Eimeria maxima
Lineage: Eukaryota; Apicomplexa; Conoidasida; Eucoccidiorida; Eimeriidae
Product: myosin A, putative
Exons: 9
Coding region: 1-3366 (1121 amino acids)
Biological process (GO): actin filament organization; vesicle transport along actin filament
Cellular component (GO): actin cytoskeleton; cytoplasm; myosin complex
Molecular function (GO): actin filament binding; ATP binding; microfilament motor activity
Source: RefSeq, a predicted model, not a curated record